Molecule: messenger RNA, 1191 nt
Organism: Pleurotus ostreatus (oyster mushroom)
Lineage: Eukaryota; Fungi; Basidiomycota; Agaricomycetes; Agaricales; Pleurotaceae
Exons: 1
Coding region: 1-1191 (396 amino acids)
Source: RefSeq, a predicted model, not a curated record
AUGAGCGACUCUGCCACCUCGUUAUAUCGGAACCUUCUCCGUCUGCUCCAUGAUCCAAUAUACCCGCCGCAGCUGUCAGUGGCUCUGCAUUACCAUAAUUCCCAUCCUAUUCGCAUUCGAUCAGCACGUUCCUACAAUCUUCUCCUUGAGCUCGCUAUUCGAUCCACUUAUUUCAGCACAGCCAGACGCUUAUUCGCAGAAAUGCGUACCUACGACAUAAGCGGUAAUAUCGAGACCCUGAAGUUGCACGUUCGGUUAUUGGUGCUCACAGGCCAUUGGACGGCCGCUUGGGACAUGGCUAUUCGUUCUUCAUCCCACCAAUACCCUCGUUCCCGUCUUGCCGGACUCGGCUCAGUAAAGCGGGGGAAGGAGAUCGCUCUACCUGUCUGGCUCGAGCUAUUUCGUUCUCGGAAACGAACUUCAUCCAAUCGACGUCAAGCAUCCUUUCAGCAUGCCCUUUCUGAAGAUCUCGCAGAUUCGGUAGCCGAUUCCAAAACUAUCCAAGCAUCCCAAUUCAGAAAGUUGAUGACGACCUUUCCCAAACUCACACCCAAGGAAUCUGCCAAAGUGCCAGUGCGAGUCAUUUACCACAUGACAAUGACAAUGCUGCGCUUGGGCCAAAGAGGCUCCGCUCGGGAGAUUGUGGAUACUUACCUGAGAAGUCUGUCGCCAAAUGCAUCAUACCGACGAUGGCGCGCGUGCCUCGAUGUCAUCCAUCUCUUUGUACGCUUCACACCUACCCCACGAGGGAUCAAGAGGCAUCAUGAAGCGCUCCAGUCAUGCCAGGAGCUGUUAAACUGCCAUUCUUCUCUCCGCGCUACAUCGACAACUUUACACUUACUGCUGGGCACGUUGCAUCGUACCCUGCAUUGCGGGACAGCAGGAUACAAGCUUCUCCGUGCAUUCAGGUCAAAAUGGGGACCUCGUGUUGAGGACCGCAGGGUUAGACGGCAGAUUGCUUCGUACGCUCUGAAGGAAGGACGACUGGAUAUAGUGAAGUUGAUGAUUGACGCUGAAAAAGGUUCACGGGUCGAAUACGGGGUCUGGCGCACGCAGACGGAAGCGUUGGGGAGCAGUUCACGUGUGCCUACACGCCGGUGUCGAAGACGGGUGUUGCUGGCGGGCAGGGGCAAAGAAGAGGCAAAAUGGAGGAAGUUGAUUUCUAAAGUGCGGAAGAAGCUAGGGGAGUGA